Messenger RNA from Linum tenue, 628 nucleotides. The record is from the annotation of a GenBank genome assembly. Lineage: Eukaryota; Viridiplantae; Streptophyta; Magnoliopsida; Malpighiales; Linaceae.
UAACCUGUCCAUUUACAGAAUAACUCAUCUGGAUUACUUCAUUACCCACAGAACCACCAAUUCCAUUAAUUCAAUUGCUCCUGCAAAGUAAUUGACAUCUUCCUACAGUUAACUGAACUAAGAAUUCACGAACUACUAUAACUAAGCAUCAAAGAAGAAACUACAAAGAAUGGGUAACACUUUUCCCAUAGCUCACCACUAUUCCAACUUAACAAAACCCAAGCACAGAUAAUUUAAAACAGAACAUAUGAAAUGACAAGACUUUAGGACCUGGGUCUUGUUAUAGAAGACUUCAUUUUUAGCAUGCAUAAGAAUCUCAGCCUCUCCUUCCUUGACGAUGGUAAAUUCAUCGAGAUCCGCUGCCAUUGCCUCCCUCCUUCCUUCUCCCUUCUCAAUCAAACCGUUCUUCCUGUCCUUCCCUACUGCCACUCCUUCCUCAACCUUCCCACAAGGACUUUAUCGACGGGAUGAAGCAAACGGAGAGCUACUUGCAGUUAUCGAUUUUUGCUGUUUCAAUGAUUUUGUAACCAACAAGUUGAUGAAAACUCUCAAGAACUGCCUAUUAUAUACAUGGAGAGAACAAAAGUUCGUCCCACGCUCUCCCUUUCUUCUGAGGAAAACUGCUAAC